Messenger RNA from Cladophialophora immunda, 261 nucleotides. RefSeq lists its product as uncharacterized. The record is from RefSeq and is a predicted model, not a curated record. NCBI's taxonomy places the organism in Eukaryota, Fungi, Ascomycota, Eurotiomycetes, Chaetothyriales, Herpotrichiellaceae. The transcript has a single exon. The coding region runs from base 1 to 261 and encodes 86 amino acids.
AUGUUCCACUCGCCCGAGCUGAUGGUGACCGACGAGAUUGCGCGCGCGGUGCGAGAGGAUUUUCCCCAGCUGAGGGAUCGGGUUCCCGCUCCUGAAGAAGAUGUCAAUGGUGGAGCAAACAUGGUCAAGACGGACAUAUCGAAAUUCGAACAGGCGUUCGGCGGACAGCAGUGGAAGUCGGCCAGGGUCUCGGCCCGCGAGACCGUCGCGGACAUCGUGGCAUAUGAAGAGAAACAACGACAGGCGGCGGCGACGGAAUAA